AUGGCUUGUGACAAUGUGGUCAACUUUGAGGUGGUCCUCGCAGAUGGCUCUGCAGUAGACGCAAACGCCACACACCACGAAGAUCUUUACAAGGCUUUGAAAGGUGGGGGUAACAAUUUUGGUCUCGUCACGAGCUUCACUAUGCGCACUUACCCCAUCUACAAAGUCUGGGGAGGAGUGAAGAUGUAUGGCCGCGAGCAGAUUCCAGCACUAUACAAGGCAUUAGCUAUGUAUCAGGCCCAGCCGAAGAAAGAUCCAUAUGCGAACCUAAUGCUUCAACCUUUCGGUACCAAUGAAAGCCUAGGUGCGAUGCUGAAUAUGGUUUACCUCAAACCUGAGGAGUCACCGGCCGCUUUUGACUCCUUCUAUGAUAUUCCCACAGUAUCAGAUGCAACAAAACUGCAGACCCUCAACGACAUGAUCAGCGGCCAAGUUGUGCCUAACCUUCCACGAUGGGACUGGCACUCUACGAGCUUCACUCCAUCCGCUGAAAUCUACGAGAAGAUCAACUCAAUCAUAUGGACCGCACCUGAAGUCGCCCAACUGAAAGCGUUGACCGGUGGAACACUCGUCCUUGGAUUUCAACCAAUCUCAUCAAGCCUCGUGCAAGCAGGCCGCGACCGAGGCGGUAAUGUUUUGGGCCAUGACAAAGUGAAUCAAACCUGGUUGGUGCUUGACAUAGGUUGGUGGAGAGAAGAAGACGAUGCCACUGCUCACAAUGCAACACGCGCUCUGCUGCAGAGGAUCGAGAAAGUGACAAGGGCGAGUAAUUCGUACAUUCGUUACAUCUUCAUGAACGACGCGAGCUGGGAUCAGGCAGUCCUUGACCAAUAUGGGUCUAAUAACGUCGAACACAUGCGUCAAGUGCGGGAAAAGUAUGAUCCUUUAUAUACCUUUCACGACCUAGUUAGUGGAGGCUUCAAGCUUUCUCUAUCAUAG
Messenger RNA from Alternaria arborescens, 939 nucleotides. RefSeq lists its product as hypothetical. Gene Ontology annotation, molecular function: flavin adenine dinucleotide binding. NCBI's taxonomy places the organism in Eukaryota, Fungi, Ascomycota, Dothideomycetes, Pleosporales, Pleosporaceae. The record is from RefSeq and is a predicted model, not a curated record. The coding region runs from base 1 to 939 and encodes 312 amino acids. The transcript is spliced from 4 exons.